This is a messenger RNA of Pseudogymnoascus verrucosus, 1453 nucleotides long. RefSeq lists its product as uncharacterized. Gene Ontology annotation, molecular function: phosphoprotein phosphatase activity. The coding region runs from base 78 to 962 and encodes 294 amino acids. NCBI's taxonomy places the organism in Eukaryota, Fungi, Ascomycota, Leotiomycetes, Thelebolales, Thelebolaceae. The record is from RefSeq and is a predicted model, not a curated record. Gene Ontology annotation, biological process: dephosphorylation. The transcript is spliced from 6 exons.
AUUAUUUUGUAAAAUUUGCGGUUUGCUUUUGGUUUUUAUUGUGCCUGUCUUUGCAUUUCUAGCGUUGUGAUAACGAGAUGUCCGAAGAUGCAUCACGGACAUAUUCCUUCGACCGGAUCCUGAAUUUCCGAGAUGUGGGAAAGACGAUCAACCAGUAUACUGGCAAGAGACUAGUAGCUGAGGGCCGUUUGUUUCGAUCCGCCAGGCUUGACGACGCAACCGUUUCUGACCGCGAAGCGCUUCGACAUGAUGUCGGAAUCAAGACGGUCAUGGACCUGCGAACGAAGUCAGAGCAUGUUAAGCAGGCUAAGAAGCGCGAGGGGGACCUCAAAAUACCGGCGUUGGUGAAGUCUAAUGAUGCCUUGGCGGAACCGAUUCAGAUUCCUGGGUUGGAGUACUGCAAUAUCAAUAUCAAUGGAAAGGGCUUUGAGCGGACACUCUUGUGGAGGCUGUCUUUUUGGAAUAUUUUCAAGGUUCUAAUCCUCAUGCUCUCCGGCUACCGCAUGGAGGCCAUCAGCAUCCUCGGCCGCGAAGUCAUGAAACCCCGCGGCCUCAUCGGCCUAGGCUACGACACCAUUGACUACUGCGGCGCCGAACUAGCCACCGCCCUCCGCGAAUUCGCCUCCUCCCCCCGCUACCCCAUCCUCGUGCACUGCACGCAAGGAAAAGACCGGACAGGCCUGAUCAUCUGCCUUCUCCUGCUCCUGCUCGACGUCCCCAUCGACGCCGUGACGUACGACUACACGCUGAGUGAAGCGGGCUUGCUGCCAGAGAAGGAGGAGAGGAUGGUGGAGAUUAGGGAGAUUGGGUUGACGGAGGAGUUUGCUAGUGCGCCGGGGGAGUGGAUUGGGAAGAUGAAUGAGUAUUUGGGUGAGAAGUAUGGGGGGACGAGGGAGUAUCUUGGGGGGAUUGGGGUUGGUGAGGAGGUGCAGGCGAGGAUUGUGGAGGCGCUGUUGGGUUGAUGGGAAGACUGGAGGAGAUUCUGUUUGUUAGACGUUUAAAGGGGCUUAUCCUGCACCGUCUUUAAUCCCUUGCGUCUCCUCCAGUCUCCUACCUCCAGUCUCUGGCCUUUAGAGUCUCGCCUCCUAUCUCUUCCUCAGUCUCUCACGCCUGGUCUCUCACUUCCAGUCUCUCACCGCCAGUAUCUCGUCUCCAAGCUCUCAUCUCCAGUCCCCCAAUUCCGUCCCUCACGUCCAGUCUCUCACCUUCCAUGGCUGGGAUCCACCUUACGAAGACGCGGGUUUGAAGUGCUAUCCCCGCUAUCCGAGCCUCCCAUUCCCGUCAAUUCCCCGCCAAUUCCUCGUCAAUUCACCGUCAAUUCCCCGUCAACUCCCCGAACUAAAGCGUUAUCUCCAUCCUCUUGGCAUAAAUCACGGAAUCCGUUGGAGUUCUUCUCUCUUUUACCCCCCUAUCCCUACCCAAACAGUGACGUAUACGGAGGCCUAACCAUACU